AUGGCCGAGACAGUACGCGUCGUGUGUCGAUGUCGGCCGCUCAACGACCGCGAGAAGGCCCUCAACUCUAAGGUAUGUGUAGACAUGGAGGGCCAGACCGGCCGAGUGAGCCUGAUAGCUGACGACUCACCAAAUAAGGAUUUCACUUUCGACGGCGCGUACUUCAUCGACAGUACCGGGGAGCAGAUCUACAAUGAGAUCGUGUAUCCGCUCGUCGAGAGCGUCAUCGAGGGCUACAACGGAACCGUGUUCGCCUACGGCCAGACGGGCGCCGGGAAGACGUUCUCCAUGCAGGGUCUCGCCGACGUGGCCCCUCAAAAAGGCAUCAUCCCCAGGGCGUUCGAGCACAUCUUCGUCGCCACCGCCACGACACCAUCUACAAAGUUUUUAGUGCACUGUAGUUAUCUGGAGAUUUACAACGAGGAGGUUCGAGAUCUUCUUGGUGACGUCAGGGAGCAGAAGCUGGACAUAAAGGAACACUCCGAUCGAGGCGUCUACGUUGCCGGCCUGUCGAUGCACGUCUGCCACAACGUCAAGGACUGCCAACAGUUGAUGAACAAGGGCUUCUCUAACCGUCAUGUCGGCGCAACGUUGAUGAACAAGGACUCAUCGAGGUCACACUCGAUCUUCACUGUCUACGUCGAGGCCCUAAAUGAGGAAGGGUCUAUCCGGAUGGGAAAGCUGCAUCUCGUGGAUCUGGCUGGCAGUGAGCGGCAGAGCAAGACGGGAGCCACUGGAGAUCGAUUUAAAGAAGCGACAAAGAUUAACUUGUCGCUCUCGGCCUUGGGUAACGUCAUCUCGGCAUUGGUAGAUGGGAAAAGUCGGCAUAUUCCGUACAGGGACUCGAAGCUCACGAGAUUAUUACAGGACUCCCUCGGAGGCAACACCAAGACAUUGAUGAUAGCGUGUAUCUCGCCUUCUGAUAACAAUUUCGACGAAACCCUAUCUACCCUCAGGUAUGCAAAUCGAGCGAAGAAUAUCAAGAACAAGCCCAAGAUCAACGAGGAUCCGAAAGAUGCGUUGCUUCGGGAGUACCAACUCGAGAUCGAGCGGCUGAAGUCGAUGCUCACUGGAGGGGCAGCUGCACCAGGGCAGAAAGGCGGCUUCGACGUCGAGGCCGAGCGCCGGAACCUGCGCGCCGAGUUCGAAGAAGCAAUGAACGAGCUGCGGGUAGCUUACCAAAGCGAGCAGUUGAGCAAGCAGAAAGUGGAGGAGGACCUGCAGGAGUUGAAGCGGCAGUAUGAAGCGGCAAGCGCCGAGAUUGAUGCGAUGAGCAAGGCUGGUCUUGAUCCUCAGGAGGCAAAGAAGCGAUUGGAGCUGAUCCAGCAGCAACUUGUCGGUGGCGAACAGGCGAACAAUGAGGACUUGAAGAAGGGCAGGAUGAAAAAGCUGAAGGAUGCUGAGAGCAAAACGCAACGAUUGGCAGCCGCUCUAAACGUGCACAAAGACGACCCACUCCUACACGUCUACAGCACAACGCAGGAGAAGCUCGACGCUGUUAGCAGUCAAUAUCAGAAAGAGCAACGAAAGGUAAAAGCUCUCGAAAGUGAGAUCGAAGACCUUCAAGGAGAGUUUGAGCUCGACCGACUAGAUUACUUGGAAACGAUCAGAAAACAGGACCAGCAAAUCAAGCUCUUCGCCCAGAUGCUCGACAAGAUACAUCCGCUGAUAAAGAAGGACUGCAACUAUCACAACCUGGAGAAGAUCAAGAAGGAGGCGAUGUGGAACCCUGAUGAGGGAAAAUGGGCCCUUCCUGAAAUGUCCAUCUCGAAGACGACAUUUCCAAACGCGGGUAAUGGAGCCGUUCGUAGCGAGCCGGUAUCGAGGGCGGUUACGGACUACCAUGACGAGGAUGAGAGCAAAUUGAGAAAGAGACUUGCAAAGAGCGAGGAGGAGAACAUCGCCAACAGCUACUUCAAGACGUUCAACAAGUCGUCGGUCGUCAACAAGUACAAAGGAGAUGUGCAGCGGAAAAUCGACUCUCGCUCCUACUUCCCGAAGCGGUUCAACAACGUGCCACAAGCCUUGGUGAGCGGCGUCAUCUACACGGACGACCUGUUCGGCCGUUCGGGCAGUGCUGGCAAGCGGCCAGCCCGGCUCGAAGCGAUCAAA
Molecule: messenger RNA, 2112 nt
Organism: Mesorhabditis spiculigera
Lineage: Eukaryota; Metazoa; Nematoda; Chromadorea; Rhabditida; Rhabditidae
Source: the annotation of a GenBank genome assembly